AAUAGUCUCGCAACAACUCCAAUAUUUGGAAGCGGAGUUGAUUGGCUAGAUCUUCUUGAAGAAUGGCGGCCAACGCGACUACCAACCCGUCCCAGCUUUUGCCGCUUGAACUGGUGGACAAGUGUAUAGGGUCUCGUAUUCACAUUGUAAUGAAAAGUGAUAAAGAAAUUGUGGGCACACUCCUAGGAUUUGAUGAUUUUGUCAACAUGGUAUUGGAAGAUGUCACUGAAUUUGAAAUAACACCUGAAGGAAGAAGAAUCACAAAGCUGGAUCAGAUUCUACUGAAUGGAAACAAUAUAACUAUGUUGGUUCCUGGAGGAGAAGGACCAGAAGUAUAAAUAUUCAUUUGACAUCACUGCAAGAAGUUUUGUUGCAUAUUCUGUGUUGAAACAUAUUCCUAGAAUAUGUUCUGAAAUUUGUUAAAUUUCUGUUCUUAUAUUUCAUAGUGAUAUUUAAAUAUAACAUAGCUUCCUUUUCAAGGAUGUGGCAUCUUUAAUAAUAGUUUUGUACAUUAAAAUCAUGACUUCGUUGUAAAAACAAAAUUAAUUUCCCAUUAAGGGCAGGAAAAUAAAAUGUUUUUUUUUUUA
Pantherophis guttatus is the source of this 587-nucleotide messenger RNA. It is a transcript of the gene LSM5, whose product is annotated as LSM5 homolog, U6 small nuclear RNA and mRNA degradation associated. Gene Ontology annotation, cellular component: U6 snRNP; U4/U6 x U5 tri-snRNP complex; Lsm1-7-Pat1 complex. Gene Ontology annotation, biological process: mRNA splicing, via spliceosome. Lineage: Eukaryota; Metazoa; Chordata; Lepidosauria; Squamata; Colubridae. Gene Ontology annotation, molecular function: RNA binding. The record is from RefSeq and is a predicted model, not a curated record.